GAAAGCAGCGGUCCAUUCCAAUGGAUCAUAAUCAUAUAGCCCCAGUUGUCUCCCAGACGAGCAGUCAAAACUCAAAAGUGCUCCUCCAUGUAUCACUAUACAGGAAUAAAUAAGCACAAUCAUUAUGCUGUGAGUGGAUCAUGACCAUCCACUUGUUCCCGGGCAAAAAGCUUCUGUGUGUUCACCUCGGGGAUCGCCCAGCGCUCAUGCCCAAGAGUGGCGGAUGCACUCAAGCUGAAGCCAUUUCGGAGCCGCUGAUGUAGGCUGAGCUUUAGGAUUAGAGAACGCCAGGCGCCGUCCAUGCCUGAGCCUCAAGCGACAAAAAGAGAGAACGUGCAUGAGAUAAGAUCAAUGAUGACCUCAAAUCAAAAAAAAAAAAAAGCAACAACUACGUUUGCACAAAUAAAUAAUACAAUAGGCCGUAGCACUUUUAACCGAGAGUGCUAUAUUGCCAAUCAAACAAAUGGACUGGAAAGGGUUCGUAUUAAAUUGGGUUAAUCCACGCAAACUUCAUUAUUGACGCUGAGCAAAGUCUAGCAGCGAAAAGAAGAAGACAAUUUCGCCGUUCGACCGCACCGGAGUUUUUAAGUCAUGAGACUUCCUUUUCCACAUACAUUUCUAAACUAAUCAUGGUAAGGAAAUAUACAAACAUGAACAGCGGAUUCCUAGAUGACAGGUGAGAGAAUUAGAAAACAGCCAAUCAUAUGAGGUUAUUGAACUAUACCUGAUAGAAAUGUACUGCAACAUUGGUACCUAAAAUAGGCACAUACCUGAUGAGGAAAGAGCAAGACAAGCAACUGAAGCUUCUCGUGAACAGAUAGAUAGAGUAGUAUACAUGAAAGACAAACCUUAUUAUGGAAUAAUAAUAACAAAAGCCAACGAGCUGACCACCGCUACAUGGAUACUGGUACGUAAGCAAACUAGGAAAUAGAUAGGUAUGCAAACUAGCAUAUCCUGAUCCACUUUAAGCUCCUGGAAACUUUUGCCUUUUCCCCUGAAUUAUUGCCACUUGCAGACCCCUGCCCCUUUUUAUAGCAAACUAGAGGACUGCCAUAAUAACACAAACCUUGAGCAAUCCUCUAUUGCACCACUACCAACAAAGAAACAAUGAAGAGAGCACCUGAAGCACAAGAGCGGAAAUUAGGUAAUCAAGGUGAUGAAGCUGGUCGCGCCGAUGAUAAUACUCCGACGCCAUGGCUAAAGCUGGGGAUUGAUGCAUUGAGAAGUGAAGCAGCUAAGCCUCCAGAGGCCAAAUCUGUGGCCACCCCUCAACGGACGUUCUCCUGCAACUACUGCCUGAGGAAGUUCUUCAGCUCGCAGGCCCUUGGCGGGCACCAGAACGCACACAAGAAGGAAAGGUGUGCAGCUAGGAGAUCGCGAAGCUUUCAGCAACUGAUGCUACGCUUUCCUCCAACUGCUUCCUUCAUCCAACCUAUGAGGGCCAGCCCCCACUCCACAAUUCUGACUGCGCAAGGUGAAAGGGCCGCUGUUGUGGUUGCAAGGUUUCACGACGGCCAAGUGAGAAACAGGAUGCCUUUUGCAGUAGAGGAAGCUACCUAUUUGGUGUGGCCUGGGAGCUUCAAAACAAGUCUUCAGGAGCCCAUGAAGCAGCAAGAGGAAAAUAUUGAUUUGAGCCUGCAUUUGUAAUUUGUAAUCCAUGAUUCCAUGUAUAAACAUUUUCUGCGAAGUCAA
Messenger RNA from Hordeum vulgare subsp. vulgare (domesticated barley), 1692 nucleotides. Its product is annotated as zinc finger protein 7-like. Lineage: Eukaryota; Viridiplantae; Streptophyta; Magnoliopsida; Poales; Poaceae. The record is from RefSeq and is a predicted model, not a curated record. The coding region runs from base 1108 to 1647 and encodes 179 amino acids. The transcript has a single exon.